Dipodomys spectabilis (banner-tailed kangaroo rat) is the source of this 720-nucleotide messenger RNA. RefSeq names its product PTTG1IP family member 2 (gene Pttg1ip2). The transcript is spliced from 6 exons. Gene Ontology annotation, biological process: protein import into nucleus. The coding region runs from base 1 to 720 and encodes 239 amino acids. Gene Ontology annotation, cellular component: cytoplasm; nucleus. The record is from RefSeq and is a predicted model, not a curated record. NCBI's taxonomy places the organism in Eukaryota, Metazoa, Chordata, Mammalia, Rodentia, Heteromyidae.
AUGUGCUGGUUGAGGGUCUGGAGCCAGGUUUUCCUGCCAGUCUUCCUUUCCCUAGUUCUCAUCCAACUCCUUAUCAGCUUUUCAGAUAAUAGAUCUUCCCAAAUCUACAACAGCAGGAACAAUCAAGACACAAAUAUGUCCCUUGAAGAAGUAUGUGCUCAAAAGAAGACUUGUCAAUUGUGCACAGAAAAUAGGAAAUGUAUUUGGUGCAGGGAAGAAAGGACUUGCAAAAAAUACUGUUUUCCAUAUGCUGGGUGUAAAUUCAAUUCUAUAUUUUGGGGAAAUUGUAAAGUUGACAUGUUUGGAAUCAUGAUGCUGAUAAUCAUUGGAAUGUUGUUACUAUUAUUCGCCUGGUAUUGCUGUGUCUAUUCCUUUUACACGAGUCAAAAUAGAUUGCGAAAGGAGGAACCCAAUAAGCCAGGGGGUUGUUUACAGCGUGACAGGUAUUCCCGAUCAGCCAUCGCCAGCAUCUCCACCCCAUCUCCCAGUGUGAGACUCGGGGCCCUGGAGAAGCAGCAUGGGCUGCGUCUGCAAACUUACGGAGUGGGGGGGGGGGGGGCGCAGAAAAAAAGUCUCCACCAAACUCUAGUGCGUCCCCGCGGCCUUCUUGUCCUUUAUCCGGGGCGACCCCCUCCAACUCCGCGCCCGGUGCGAGCACACGCUGGUGCCACGGAGAAACGCUCCGACACCAGGCCCCGUCGGCCCUCCGCCUUUCGGUAA